Molecule: messenger RNA, 1403 nt
Organism: Chlorella variabilis
Lineage: Eukaryota; Viridiplantae; Chlorophyta; Trebouxiophyceae; Chlorellales; Chlorellaceae
Exons: 12
Coding region: 23-1300 (425 amino acids)
Biological process (GO): lipid metabolic process
Molecular function (GO): oxidoreductase activity
Source: RefSeq, a predicted model, not a curated record
CCGCGGCCCUCGACCAGAUACGAUGCUCGGAGUGGCAGUUCGUGCCCCUUCUGUGGUGCUCACCACGGGCAGCCGCUGCCAGCGCCGCCCCGGCGCACCGGCUUUGCCGACUCGCCGCCGCCACCUUACCGUCCGCAAGGCUGCUUCUGCGGUUGAUGUGGGCCUGGCUCCCUGCCCGCCCCAGGUGGGCCAGCUGAGUGACGAUCAGCGCCAGGAGCUGGCCAAGCAGUUUGGCUUCAGGUCCAUCGGUAAGGAGCUGCCCAACGACGUGACGCUGCAGGACAUCAUCAAGACCAUGCCACCGGAGGUGUUUGAGCUGAACAUGUGGAAGGCUUGGUCGGCGGUGUUUGUUGCGGUGACCUCCUUUGCAGCCUCGCUGUACCUCAUUUCCAUCUGCCCCGCCCCACUGCUGCCGUUUGCCUGGGCCCUGUCUGGCACCGCCAUGACUGGGUGGUUUGUGGUCGGCCACGACUGCGGCCACCGUUCCUUCAGCAAGAACAAGCUGGUGGAGGACAUUGUGGGCACCCUUAUGUUCAUGCCGCUCAUCUAUCCCUUUGAGCCCUGGCGCAUCAAGCACAACCAGCACCACGCGCACACCAACAAGCUGGUGGAGGACACCGCUUGGCACCCAGUGCAGCGGGAGGUGAUGGAGAAGUGGAGCCCGGUUGAGCGCUUCCUGUACAAAACCUUCCUGGGCAGCCCACUCAAGCUGUGGGCAUCCGUCGGCCACUGGGCGAUCUGGCACUUCGACUUGAACAAGUACACUGAGCAGCAGAGGCCACGCGUGCUCACCAGCCUGGCGGCGGUGGGCCUCUUCAUGGCUGUGGGCUGGCCACUCAUUGUGUACUACACCGGCUGGCUAGGCCUGGUCAAGUUUUGGCUCAUGCCCUGGCUGGGCUACCACUUCUGGAUGAGCACCUUCACCGUGGUGCACCACACCGCGCCGCACAUCCCCUUCAAGCCCGCUAGCGAGUGGAACGCGGCCAAGGCGCAGUUGUCGGGCACCGUGCACUGCGACUACCCGCGGUGGGUGGAGUUCCUGUGCUUUGACAUCAACGUGCACGUGCCACACCACGUGAUGUCCAAGAUCCCUUGGUACAACCUGCGGGCGGCCACUGACAGCCUGCGCCAGAACUGGGGCGAGUACAUGACGGAGUGCUCACUCAACCCACGCAUGCUCAAGUACAUCUUCACGCACUGCCACGUGUAUGACGAGGAGCGGAACUAUGUGCCGUUUGACUACAAGGAGGAGGAGCCCUUCUUCGCGGCGCAGCGGCGGAUUCUGCCAGAGAACAUGUGAGGCCUGGACUCUACGGAGGACGUGUAACUGCCAAUUCUUCUUCUUCUUGAGAGAGCGCAUCAAUUGAUGUUCCCCAAUCAUACACUCGUAUUGUAAAGUUGUU